This is a messenger RNA of Penicillium maclennaniae, 777 nucleotides long. RefSeq lists its product as uncharacterized. The record is from RefSeq and is a predicted model, not a curated record. NCBI's taxonomy places the organism in Eukaryota, Fungi, Ascomycota, Eurotiomycetes, Eurotiales, Aspergillaceae. The coding region runs from base 1 to 777 and encodes 258 amino acids. The transcript has 2 exons.
AUGCGUUUCACUUCGCUUGUCGCCCUCCUCCCUGCCGUCGUUUUGGCGCAGGAGCAGAUUCCCCUCGUCGAUCGCGUCCAGGGAUGGUUCAACAAGGCCAAGGCCAUUGUUCCCACUGCUGUGCCGUCCGAGCCUAUCGUGAAGCUGGCCGAGAAGGUUUCGGAGAAGUCUGUCACUCCCAUCACCCUCAGCAACUGGCAGCCCACCCUGGAGCCCAGCUCCGAAGCGAAGGACUGGUACAUUUACGUGACCGGCGGUAACAAGACCUGCUUCGGUCGCUGCGAUCGUGCCGAUAAGGCCUUCAAGGAAUCCGUCCUCCUCUUCUCUGCCGACCCGACUGCCCCCAACCUCGGUCUACUGGACUGCGAGGAGAACCGCGUUCUUUGCGCUGCCUGGUCCGCCGGUGCUCCCUCCGUCUACUACUACCAGAUCCCUAAGGCCCAGCCCGAGGGCGAGGAGCGUCUGCCCACCCCCCUGCACGUCGUCUACAUGAAUACCACCACCGUCACUCCCGAGAACUUCUACGAAAUCCACUCCAAGAAGAUCUAUGAGGAUGCCGCCGAGUACACUGGCGCUUUCCACCCCACCGACGGCUGGCUGGCGAAGUACCAGCUGCUCAUGCCCCUUGGCUAUGUCAUCUUCGCCGUUGGUGCUAUUCCCAGCUGGUUGUUCAUGAUUGGUAUUAGUUUCUUCAGCCGUACCGUCAUGGGUCGCCGUAUGAACAACGUGGGCACUAACCGCCCUGCCGCUGCUCCUGCUGCGGGAAGUGCUAACUAA